UGCGAGCCGUACGGCGGCGGCAGCGUCCCGGAGCUGUCAAACGCUGCGCACCGCCUCCAGUCAGUGGAGGCAGCAGACUAAUCCGUCAGACAAACAACUCGCAAGAUUAACCUUUUUUUAGCCUCGCCAAACUCGGCGUCGUCUCCGCACCCGGAAGCCUGCUUUUAAAAUCACAAUCGGUUUGUCACAUGGCUUUGGAGAAUUCAAUAACAACAAAAAAUGGCGACAAUCACGUUGCACUGUGUGGUCUUGCUGCGUCAUUAAAAAUAUUCAUGUAAACACGGAGGAUUGAACGGGAAAUCUGCAGUGUCUGAAUGUCAACUCUGUGGGUGAUGGAGCUGAGCAGGCAACUCUGUGGGAAAAUGAAGAGGUCCACCAGGAAAGCUCAGCUUUCCACUUCACCUGCUUCCCCUUGUGGCCUUGAGAUCCACUUUUACUUACCAGACGUGCACCAGCUGGAGUUCUUCAAAGGAUGCUACACUGUAGAGGAGCUCUGUGUGGAAGCGGCCAAGAAGUGCUUAAUAUCUCCCUUGUGCCAUAACCUGUUUGCCCUGUACAACGAGACAACCGGCACAUGGUAUCCCCCCAACCACGAGUUCAAGGUCACAGAAGACACCAGUAUCAAGUUGCAUUAUCGCAUGAGGUUUUAUUUUAGAAACUGGCAUGGCACCACUGAAGGAGAGAAUCCAGUAUGGAGACAUUGUAUCAGUAAACUCAGAGGUGGACUGAGCCCACAGAAAGCACCUGAAGGGACGCCUCUACUGGACGCCGCGUCUCUGGACUACCUGUUUGUCCAGGGCCAGCACGACUUUCAGGCCGGCGUGAUUCCGCUGAGAACAUGCCAGUCGGAGGCGGAGCAGCAUGACAUGGAAAAUGAGUGUCUGGGCAUGGCUGUGCUCGCUAUCACUCACUAUGCCAUGCACCAGGAAAUGCCUCUGUCGACCGCGUCAAAUGAAAUCAGCUACAAAAGAUUCAUCCCAGAGUCACUGAACCGUAACAUUAAGCAGCGCAACAUCCUGACACGCAUCCGCAUCAACAACGUCUUUAAGAAAUUCCUCAACGAAUUUAACCGCCGCACGGUGAAGGACAGCAACAUCACACAGUAUGACCUGAAGAUCAAGUACUUGGCCACACUGGAGGGUCUGACCAGCGGCCUUGGCAGCGAGCUGUUUGAACCCGCCUCGCUCAGCAUAACGAAUGAAGGAGACUACCACGAUGGUUUCAACAGCUACUACAACCAGAGCCAACGCCAGCCCCAAAAUCAGAACGGGGAGACGAGCAAAGACAUGCAGGUCUUGGUUACUGGUAUCACUGGCAUUUCCUGGAGGAAGAAGAAUGUUUUGACAUCCGCGAAUGCCAAAGAUAAGACAAAAUCAAAGAAAAAUAAGCUUGAUGGAAAACAGAAGGACGACAAAAAAAAAGAGGCGGCUGAUAACUGGGUGGUGUUCAGCGACUUCCACGAGAUCACGCACGCCGUCAUCGAAGAGGCAGUGGUCACCAUCUAUAGACAGGACAACAAGAGGAUGGAUUUGCAGAUGAGCUCUCAUGCUGAGGCUCUGUCCUUUGUGGCCCUGGUGGACGGGUACUUCAGGCUGACUGUAGAUGCCCACCACUACCUUUGCAAGGAUGUGGCCCCCGCAUCAGUUGUGCACAACAUUAACAACGGCUGCCACGGACCCAUCUGUACGGAGUAUGCCAGCCAAAAGCUGCGUCAGGAGGGCAACGAGGAGGGAACCUACAUCCUGCGCUGGAGCUGCACUGAGUACCAGCACAUCAUCAUCACUGUGGUCUGCAAGGAGGUGGACCUGAGAGAGUCUCGUCCAGUGCGUCAGUAUAAAAACUUCCAGAUUGAGGUGUCCUCUGAGGGAUACAGCCUGUAUGGCACUGAUACAUUGAGGCCCACUCUGAGGGAGCUGCUGGAGCACCUGGAGGGUCAAAGUCUUCGCACAGACAACCUCCAGUUCCAACUGCUUCGCUGCUGUCCCCCACAGCCGAGAGAGAUCUCUAAUCUGCUUGUGGUCACUAAAGAUCGAGCACCAGCCACACAGAAUCUCAGGGUCUUCGAUUACAUUCACAAAGAGGAUAUUGAGCAGGAGGAGCACCUUGGCCCAGGCACAAGGACAAACAUUUAUUCAGGCACGCUGAGGGUGAAGAAUGAGGAGAACGAAGAUGCUGGCUACACGUCCUUCCAGGAGGUCAAGGUGAUCAUGAAGGUGCUGGGUUCUGGACACAGGGACAACUUCUUGGACUUCAUUGAAAUAGCCAGUAAGAUGCGGCUUGUGUCACACAAACACAUCGUGCUCCUGUUUGGCGUGUGUGUCCACUAUCUGGAGAAUAUCAUUGUGGAGGAGUUCGUCCAGUACGGUCCUCUGGACGUGUUCAUGAGGAGACAGCAGAGUCCGCUCAGCACACCGUGGAAGUUCCAGGUGGCCAUGCAGCUGGCGUCAGCCCUCAGCUACCUGGAGGACCAGAAGCUGGUCCACGGCUUUGUGUGUGCGAAGAACAUCCUGCUGGCCAGAGACGGACUGGACCCCAACGAAGGAGGGCCAUUCAUCAAGCUCAGUGACCCGGGGCUGCCGAUCACCGUGCUGAGCAGGGAGGAGUGCGUGCACCGCGUCCCCUGGAUCGCUCCAGAGUGUGUGAAGAGCGUGUCCGCCCUGAGCAUCGCAGCUGACAAGUGGGGCUUUGGUACCACCCUGUGGGAGAUCUGCUACGAUGGAGAGGUCCCGCUCAAGGACAAGAAGCUCACAGAGAAGGAGAGGUUUUAUGAAACCGAGUGCCAACUGGCCACUCCAGACUGCACAGAGCUGGCUCAACUCAUGACCGCCUGCAUGAACUACGAUGUCAAGAAGAGACCCUUCUUCAGGGCCAUUGUCCGAGACUUGGACCGAGUGUAUAAAGUUUUCACAGACCCGUUAAUCAAACCCCAACCAUCACAGGAGGUCGAUCCAACGGUGUUUGAGAAGAGAUUCCUGAGGAAGAUCAGAGACCUGGGAGAGGGCCACUUUGGUAAGGUGGAGCUGUGCCGCUACGACCCUCGAGGAGACCGGACAGGCGAGCUGGUGGCGGUGAAGUCGCUGAAGCCCGAGAACAAAGAGGAGCAGAACAACAACCUCUCCACAGAGAUCAACAUCCUGAAGGCGCUGUACCACGACAACAUCGUCAAAUACAAGGGCAUUUGUCAGGAAGAAGGAGGACAGGCCAUUAAGCUAAUCAUGGAGUAUCUUCCUAUGGGCAGUCUGAAGGAGUACCUGCCCAGAAACAAAAGCAAGACCAGCCUGAGCACCCUGCUCAGCUACUCCACCCAGAUAUGCAAGGGAAUGGACUACUUAGGAUCUCGGAAUUACAUCCACCGGGACCUGGCUGCCCGGAAUGUGCUGGUGGAGAACGAGGGCACGGUGAAGAUCGGGGACUUCGGCCUCACGAAGAGCAUCAAGGACAACGAGGGAUACUACAUUGUGAAGGACGAGAACGACAGCCCUGUUUUCUGGUACGCUCCCGAGUGUCUCACCCACUGCAAGUUCUACCUCGCCUCAGACGUGUGGUCGUUCGGGGUGACGAUGUACGAACUCAUCACCUACUGCGACUCCGCCAAGAGCCCGAUGCCGAUCUUCCUCAACAUGAUCGGUAAAACCCAGGGUCAGAUGACCAUAGUCAGAUUGGUGCGGGUGCUACAAGAGGGGAAGAGGCUGCCGCGUCCUGAGGGCUGUCCUGAUCCCAUUUACGAGCUGAUGCGCAAGUGCUGGGAGCAGAUGCCCGAAGACAGAAUCACCUUCAAGAAACUGAUCGAGGAGCUGACCCGCCUGCAGCAGCAGCUCCAACCCCAGAACGACUGAGGGCUCCGAGGCUCCGCUCUGCCAGCGUGGAGUCAGACGUGACCUUCAGAACUGAUCCCAGCUCAGCGGGCACCCACACACAGUAGUAACAUUUUACAGAGAGACAGUAACGAGGGAUAAAAACUUCACACUGCUUCACUUUUAAGCCUUCUACAGCGCAUGUUAUAACCACUGAAGCCAGAAUCCAUUUCUCUGUCCAGCUUUUUUUUAUUUGAUUCCCACGAUAUUUGGAAUAAGUCUGUACUGUUCAAUCUUCUUAUAGUCUUAGUCUUUGCUAAAUGUGACUUUACUGCCUCAAAAGGAUUUCUAAGUGUAUCCAACACAUUUAACUGCCUGCAUUGAGAGAAUUGUGGAACUCGUGAGGCUGCGUACCCAAGGCUGAUCUUUGCUAAUCGAAGCAGAAGCGAUGGAACUCAAGACUGAGGCAGAGUGGAUCACUGCUAAAUCACCUGUGAAACGGUUGGAUGGAUGUGAGACUGGACCGGAAACGGUUUUCACCCUUUUUUAUGGACUCCUGAGAGAGAGAAAUCACCUGAUUUGAGUUUUAUGGCCGUAAGUGAUAAAAAGUUGCUGCUCUAGUUUUGUAGAUGACUAAAAUUGAUUAGGAGCCUGCGUUUAAAUGCGCUAACACACCCAACAACACAGAGGCUGUUUGAGAUGCACAGGAUCAGUUGUGACUGUAAUAAUCAUGCUUCAUGCUGUCCUCUUCCACCUGGAGGGAACAGUUGAAAUGUAGCAGAGAGCCAACGUGAUUUUUGUGGGAACUUUAUGCACUUAGAUGAUGACUCGCCUGUGCUCAGCAGCAGCAGAGGUUUACUACCCAGGAGACUCACUUGGGGGCAGUAUCAUGUCAUUUUCUUCCUCGGUUAUGUAGCGUUUAUAGAAACAAAGCUUCAUUAGUCAGAGAAAUAUCUACAUAUGCUCUACUUCAUGUAAGAGACGACAGGAGGAAGGACUUUAUCUGGUACAGGGUGAGAGUUUACUCAGUGACUUUACACAUUAUUCACAUGGCAUUUGUUUUCCCACAGCAGCCGUCCCGUUCCUUUCAUUGCUGUUUUGUGCAUUUUAUUUGUAACGUUCUCCAUUUAAUCACUGUACUUUGACACCAACAGGCCUGAAUCUAAAAUGUAUUUUAUCUAUGUCUAUGUAAGGUUUGAGCAGAGGGGGUUUCUUCAGUGUGUUAAACAUCAUGGUCAGUUCCACCUAAUGCAAACCUGCAGCUUGUACUGUGAACGUUGACAAAGAAGUCGCCGGACUGUUGGAGAGAGAGACGAGCUUCAGUCCACAGUUUAUUUAGGAAUGUAGAAGACAUCUCCCGCUCAAAAGAAAAGAAAUAUAUAUUUUUCAAAAUAUAACAAGUAUGAUUAUGGGAGGUAAAAGUAUCCAUAAAUACAAUGAAAAAAUAAAUAAAAUCAAUGUCCAUGUCA
Messenger RNA from Betta splendens (Siamese fighting fish), 5263 nucleotides. RefSeq names its product Janus kinase 1 (gene jak1). The record is from RefSeq and is a predicted model, not a curated record. The coding region runs from base 315 to 3836 and encodes 1173 amino acids. Gene Ontology annotation, cellular component: membrane; cytoskeleton; cytosol. The transcript has 25 exons. NCBI's taxonomy places the organism in Eukaryota, Metazoa, Chordata, Actinopteri, Anabantiformes, Osphronemidae. Gene Ontology annotation, biological process: hemopoiesis; cell surface receptor signaling pathway via JAK-STAT; cytokine-mediated signaling pathway. Gene Ontology annotation, molecular function: ATP binding; non-membrane spanning protein tyrosine kinase activity; cytokine receptor binding.